AAUCAACGAGCUAACGCGUGUUGUCCCUUGUUGCCCAACAACUAGACAACAAAUGGCGCAUAAAAAAUGGCGCAAAGCUUCAAUUUAUCUAUUCACAAGGCAUAGCAUGUCGUAAGUGUGGAGAGUGUGAAAGUUCCAAGGGAGACAUACUCUACAUGUUAAGAAGUUGAAGACGGUUUCUCCGUGAAAACGCGGGACAUUUUUUUCAAUAGGGAUAGAAUUGGGACCGCGCCACAGAGGAACUAUAGUGAUCCGUUAACAAACUUAAAAGCUUAACCUUGACUACAACCGUGAACUUCCAAGUCGAAUUAAGAGCAUGGACUAGCAGACGACAAAUCUAAAGGAGUAGCAGACGACAAAUCUAAAGGAGUAGCAGACGACAGGAUGGGAGCAGCUUGCAGUUCGGAUAACGCAGCACAGGCGGCCGCCAACGACUCGUGGGAGAAGGCUGAGAAUAUCUAUGCAUUUUCGGCCAAAGAUAUUGACGGAAAUGACUUCUCGCUAGAAAAAUACAAGGGUAAUGUGGUGAUAAUCGUGAAUGUUGCCAGUAAGUGAGGUUUCACGAAGGCCAACUAUGCUCAGCUACAGACACUGCACACACAGUAUGCUGAGCAAGGCCUUCGCAUCCUUGGAUUCCCGUGUAACCAGUUUGGUAGCCAGGAACCAGGUGAUGAAGCCACGAUCAAGGAGUUCAUCUCUCAAUUACCCGACCCUGUGACCUUUGACAUGUGUAGCAAGGUCAAGGUUAACGGAGGAGAUGCUCAUCCACUCUGGAAGUAUUUGAAGAAGAAACAGGCUGGAACAAUCACUAAUGCCAUAAAAUGGAAUUUCAGCAAGUUCCUAAUCAGUAAAGAGGGCAUACCAGUCAAAAGAUAUGCUCCUAACUUUGAGCCGAAGAAUAUCGAGCCAGACAUAAAGAGUGAACUGGAGAAAUAAACUGUGAUCUCCGAAUCCAUGACAACACGAGCAGAGCGCGGUCUGCCACCUAUGUGAUAUUUCAACGACACCUCCAUCCGGGAGUUUAUGACGGUUCGUCUUGAAACCAGGCAACUGGUGGGAUGAACCUGAUCCUUGUGUGCACCUUCCUAGGGGUGAGGGUGGACAGGAAAUGUCAUAUUUUAUAGCAGCGUUCUCUGUGAAAGUUGGUUGACAUAUUCAGCAUGCAUUGGAGAUAUUGGAGAUAUCUUGUGUUUGUGUGAGGGGGGGGGUGAUGUUAUGUAAGCAUUUGUUUGUGUAUUAACAUGUAUGGUGCCAGAUGAGUAAAAUCAAUGUUUACUCUAUGUUUAUUCAUGGUCUGCGACCACUUAUCAGAUUCUCAUUCAGUCAAGAGGUUUGAUCCUGUUCAAGGUAUUUAUAUUGAGCUGGCAGUUCUUUGCUGUCUAAUCAAGACCGCUGGGUGGACUAAAAAUGCAGAGCAAAACCAGAGACGUAAGCCAAGGGUUUUGGACGUAAUUUGAGGUCUACUACUUGAGGAAUCUUGGCCUGACAACAAAGGACCCUCUAUUCUUAAAGGGCUUAUAGUGAACGUUUGGCAUCAAGUUUAAACCUCGUGACUAUAGGAUAAGAGCCUUUAAUAGAUAGAGUCUUUGAAAGCUUUCUCGCUCAAUUUAAGUUAUUGUGCCAACUACAUGUAUCCUAGAGGACAUGUGUUCAAAAUAAAAGUAAAUCGUUAUGACUUCA
Molecule: messenger RNA, 1680 nt
Organism: Lineus longissimus
Lineage: Eukaryota; Metazoa; Nemertea; Pilidiophora; Heteronemertea; Lineidae
Product: glutathione peroxidase-like
Exons: 6
Biological process (GO): response to oxidative stress
Molecular function (GO): glutathione peroxidase activity
Source: RefSeq, a predicted model, not a curated record